AUGGCCCACCAAGUCGCCAUAGCAAAGGCCUCGCUAGCCGCCGGACUGCUGCGUCCGGACCCAACGUCAGUCGCGCGCGACGAGAUCACAGCGCUGCACACCUCUCUCGACAGAGCGCUGGCGCACUGCUCUCGCGCAAACAUCCAGUCCUGCAAAGAAUGGCUUCUCAGAUAUCUUGUCUCCUCGUCUAAUCGGGUCGGCUUGUUGGGGAAGUACCUGGUUGCGCUGUCGGGGUCGUUCGAGGAUAAGAACACCGACACCAACUCCGCCGCGAACACGAACAAAAACGCGAAACAGACACCGACACAGCGGCCCUCUACGAAGAGGAAGAGGCUGCAUUUGUUGUAUCUCCUGAACGAUGUGUUCCAUCAUACGAAAUACCACAACUCGUCGUCGGCGGCGUUCUCGACGCUCAGCGGGUCGCUGCAACCGCAUAUGGUGGAAUUGCUAAGCUACGCUGCGUCCUACGACCGAGAGAAAAACCCGAAACACCAUAGACGGCUCGGAGAAUUGCUGGAUAUAUGGAAGGAGCAUGGCUAUUUCGGCGCUGACUAUGUAGGCAAGCUCCGCGAGGUGGUCGCCAACUCGGCGGUCUCAGGCCCGAUCAAGACAUCGGCGACCACCGGGGCAGAGAGUGCGGAGCCGGAUCGGGACCGCAAGUUGAGGGAUGCACCGUUUAUUAUGCCCGCUACUCACGGCGACCAGUCUGCUCCUUUCUACGACCUCCCGGCUGCGAACCUCAUCCCGCAUAUUGUUCCGAAUUCGACGGCUCCGCUGCGGCCCGACUUGAUCAAGCCGUUGUUUCUGACGGCGGGGCCGGCAGACCAGAAGCUGGUGUCUGCGGUCAAGGCGUUUCUCAGCGACGUGGAUCGGAUCUACGGGCCAGGUGAACACGAGGAGAAAGACAGUGGGAUUGUGGACAUUGACGAGCUCGGCCAGACCGUCGUCCGCGAUGAAAUCACGGGAGACAUCCUCGAAGGCGAAACGUACUACGGCUGGUCCCGGUCGUUCUGCCAACAGAUGAAGAAGAGAAACGCUCGAGGCAGCCGAAGUCGAAGUCGAAGUCACAGUCGCAGCCGCAGCCCUCAUAAGCGGCGACGGUACAGCGACAGUGCCAGUGACGACAGCAGAUACCGCAGCUUGUCUCGAAGCCGGUCACCUCAACGAGCUAGGCGGUAUGACUCGCGAAGUCGCUCGAGAAGCCGUUCCUACUCGCCGCCUGCAGCUCCCCAGAAUCAGCCCUCACACCAACCCUCUCACCCACACAAUCCCUACGCUCAACCGCCAGGCUUCCAACCCCCUCAAAUGCCAUACGGUGGAAACUUCCCGCCGCCGCCGCCGCCGCCGCCGCCAAACUACCAAGGCGCGUGGCCGCCCCCGCCUCCGCAGAGUUUCUCCAACUUCCCGCCUCCAUUCCAGCAGAUGCCGCCAAUGCCGCCGGUGCCACCGCAAAUGCCUCCAGGUUCGGGGCCAUAUAACUUCCCUCCCCCGGGAGGGCGAGGCUGGCAUCCGCCGCCGCCACCGUCUGGGCGUGGAUGGCGGUGA
Messenger RNA from Aspergillus versicolor CBS 583.65, 1545 nucleotides. RefSeq lists its product as uncharacterized. Gene Ontology annotation, biological process: intracellular calcium ion homeostasis. Gene Ontology annotation, cellular component: perinuclear region of cytoplasm. The record is from RefSeq and is a predicted model, not a curated record. The transcript is spliced from 2 exons. NCBI's taxonomy places the organism in Eukaryota, Fungi, Ascomycota, Eurotiomycetes, Eurotiales, Aspergillaceae. Bases 1 to 1545 code for a protein of 514 amino acids.